Molecule: messenger RNA, 706 nt
Organism: Vollenhovia emeryi
Lineage: Eukaryota; Metazoa; Arthropoda; Insecta; Hymenoptera; Formicidae
Exons: 1
Source: RefSeq, a predicted model, not a curated record
AUGGACUUCAUGAACAGAAUAACCAAGAUAAAAACCAAGCCCAACGACAUCCUGGUAAGCUUCGACGUGGUUUCCCUGUUCACCAACGUCCCAGUCCAAGACACUCUGGAUAUCAUCAGAACAUCCAAAGAGAUUCCAUCCACCCUGUUCCCAUUAAUAGAACACUGCCUCAACUCCACCUAUUUCCGGUUCGAAGGAGAAUUCUACGAACAAACCACGGGAGCAGCAAUGGGAUCCCCGAUAUCACCCAUCAUCGCAAACAUCUUUAUGGAACACUUCGAGAAUGAAAUCCUGAAGAAGGCCCCACUAAAACCCUCCACAUGGUUCCGGUACGUGGACGACACCUUCGUCAUCUGGAACCACGGAAGGGAAACUCUACCUCAUUUCCUCACUUUCAUUAACUCCCAACAUCCCAACUUCCAAUUCACAAUGGAGACCGAACAGAAUUCCCAAAUCCCCUUCCUGGAUGUCCUGGUCCGUAGGAACGAAGACGACACCCUAAGCCACAACGUCUACCGCAAACCAACACACACGGACCGAUACCUCCACGCAAACUCCCACCAUCACCCCGCCCAAAAGAAUUCGGUAAUCAGCUCUCUAGUCCACAGAGCACUCUCCAUCUCGGAACCAGCCGCCCUGAACGGAGAGCUAAACCACCUUCACCGAAUCCUGACCAGGAACGGAUACAGCAGCAGAAACAUCAACC